AAUUUAUCAUGUAUAAUACUGAGUUUUGGGUAAAGUAUGUAUUUAGAGUGUUGCACAUUGGAAGUGUUACAGCAUUAGGAGGUCGUAUAAUAUACGAUUAUUUAUGGCCUGAUUAAGGAGAGAUAACAAAGGCAUAAGCAUUAUUUGCAGGAAUUUCAGGAUUCCUAAUGAUUUUGGCAGGGAUCGUAAACAUAUUUUUGUUGAAGGGAAAAGAAAAAUUAAAAUCUAAAAAUAAGUUUUGGGCUGGUACCUUACAUCUCAAAGCAAUAACGAGUAAUAAUAAUAAUAAGUAUAUAUAAUAGCCAUAAUUAUACUAACACCUUUGGCAAAAUUUAUAUCUAGAGAUCAGUAGGUUGUGAAAGCCAUAUAAUUUUAUUAUGUAGUUGCUAUGCUGUUGCUGAGUCCGUUUUUAAGAUUCUAUCGUGAAUGGUGGACUGAGUUAAAUAGAUAAAAUAAAUUAAGUUGAAAUAAUAUUGC
This is a messenger RNA of Paramecium octaurelia, 477 nucleotides long. The record is from the annotation of a GenBank genome assembly. NCBI's taxonomy places the organism in Eukaryota, Ciliophora, Oligohymenophorea, Peniculida, Parameciidae.